ACGACAAGGAUGAUCAUGUUAUUGAAAGUGUCGCAAUCGAGUUCUACAUUCGAAUGAAAGAGAAACCUUUUGAGAUAGUUCUUUGUCCGAAAGAAGAAUAUUAUCGUUCGUAUCCAUUCAAGAAUUUUUAUAAAGAAAUUCUAAUACGUUUGAAAGAGCCCUUUGCGAUCGACAAAACGGCGAGAAUCUCUUCGAAGCCGGUGUUGUCGCUGCUAUCGUUGCUGUCGCUGUUACUGUUGACAAAACAGUUCGAAAAUGUGUGGCAAAGGAGAAUGAGGGGACACAUCGGACCAAAUCCAGUUGAAAGUGGUCAAGUAGUUUUAGAGAGGAUUCAUGGUAGCAUCAAACCAACGAGCACCAUAUCGAUGACAUAUACCGCAACCUCGUCAAGAUCCGAUGGUGACCUGGAUCCAACUACGAAAGAAAAAGAAUGCAAGGAGAACAUUUCGAAUGUGCAGAGGGUAUGGACCAGUUUAUUAGCUGGUGCAGCAGCUGGAGGUUUAGCGAAGACAGCGAUAGCACCGUUAGAUCGCACAAAGAUCAAUUUUCAAAUAUCGAAACAACCUUAUACAGCGAGAGCUGCUCUUGUAUUUCUUGUCAGAUCAUUUCAAAACGAAGGACUAUUGAGUUUGUGGCGAGGUAACAGUGCGACGAUGGUUAGGAUCGUUCCUUAUGCCGCCAUACAAUUUACAGCACAUGAACAAUGGAAGAGGAUUCUACAAGUCGAAAGUCCAGAAACGACUCCACCGGUUAAAAGAUUAUUGGCUGGUUCUUUAGCCGGCGUUACGUCACAGGGUUUAACUUAUCCUCUUGAUCUUGUACGUGCUCGAAUGGCAGUGACGUUAAAGAGUGAGUACAAAACUUUGAGGCAAAUGUUUCGAAGGAUUUAUCAGGAGGAAGGUAUCGUGUCCUUUUAUCGUGGCUUUACACCAACGAUCUUAGGCGUUAUACCUUAUGCUGGCAUGAGUUUCUUCACUUAUGAUACUCUGAAACACUUAACGGCAGAAUAUUCCCAAUAUACGACGAGUAUACCUGGGAUGGCUACUGCCUUGGCACUCCUUUGUGGCGCUGUAGCCGGAGUAGUAGGACAAACGAGUAGUUAUCCUUUGGAUAUCGUUAGGAGAAGAAUGCAAACUUCGGCAAUUAAAAAUCAACAUUAUCAGAGAGUUACCUCGACAAUAGUUAAAAUUUACACAGAGGAAGGACUGAUGGCUUUCUUCAAAGGACUGAGUAUGAAUUGGGUAAAGGGUCCAAUAGCGGUAGGCAUCAGUUUUGCAACUUAUGACAGGAUACGUGACACUUUGCGAAAAAUUAUUUGCACGUCGGACAAUGUGACAGAUUAAAAAGUUAAGUUGAUAAUAUAAAUUCGUGAGAUAAUGAAGAAGAACGAAGAACGAUGAAGAAAGGUGAAGAAAUCCAAUGUUGUGUCACUUAUUUAUUGAUUCAAGAAUCAAUUCAAGAACUCUGAUUAAAUGUUCAAUCAGAAAGCGGAUCUCCAUUUGAAAGGAUGAUAAUCCUUAUAAAAAAAAAAAAAAAAAAAAAAAAAAA
Vespa mandarinia (Asian giant hornet) is the source of this 1548-nucleotide messenger RNA. RefSeq names its product dephosphocoenzyme A carrier (gene DPCoAC). Gene Ontology annotation, biological process: transmembrane transport. The record is from RefSeq and is a predicted model, not a curated record. NCBI's taxonomy places the organism in Eukaryota, Metazoa, Arthropoda, Insecta, Hymenoptera, Vespidae.